Hemicordylus capensis (graceful crag lizard) is the source of this 1208-nucleotide messenger RNA. Its product is annotated as C-X-C motif chemokine 10-like. Gene Ontology annotation, molecular function: CXCR chemokine receptor binding; chemokine activity. Bases 166 to 456 code for a protein of 96 amino acids. The record is from RefSeq and is a predicted model, not a curated record. The transcript has 4 exons. Gene Ontology annotation, cellular component: extracellular region. NCBI's taxonomy places the organism in Eukaryota, Metazoa, Chordata, Lepidosauria, Squamata, Cordylidae. Gene Ontology annotation, biological process: cellular response to lipopolysaccharide; inflammatory response; antimicrobial humoral immune response mediated by antimicrobial peptide.
AAUGGGAAGCGAAAGUGCACGGGGAAAGGGAAAUUCCCCAAAGGAUGGGGAAAGUGGGUGAGAGCAGCAGAUAAAUAGUAGCCUGAAUGCUGCUUCUCUCCACACACCACAUUUCCUACUCCAACAGCAGAAUUGGAAGCAAGAAAAGCCUGAAGGAAAGUGAAGAUGAUCAAGAAGUCCUUUCUCAUCCUCCUGCUUCUUCUCCUUGGAACAGUUUUUACACAAGGAAUGCCAACUUCUAUGGGUAGAGGACGCUGUCUUUGCCGAGGAACCAUAACCAUGAACUCUGUCCUACCAAAGCGCAUUUCUGGAGUUGAAUACCACCGGCCAAGCAGCAACUGUGAUCAGGAGGAACUGGUAGUCACUUUCAAAAGGAGUGGGCAGAAAGGAUGCCUCAACAUUUCUUCAGACCAAGGCCGGAGAAUAAAAGCGGCUAUUAUGAAGAAAAAGAAAUAAAGAUCAUGAGCCAGAAAGAAGGAGAAGAGAGUAAAAAUAUAAAUGGGCAUUUAAGAUGCAUCAUGGAGGCUCGUCACUCAACAUUGGAAAAGGGCUAAGUGCAUGCAGCCAUUAUAUUAACUGCUGUUUUUGGUUUUUUGCAAAGGAGAAUGGAAAAUGUAGGGAAUUCUCCUUUGGAGCUUCUUUUCCCUCUUAGCUCAAAGACUGUUUUUGCUGUGAGAGGAAACAGAAAAGGAAGCUCAAGGAAAAUAAUGUCACAAUGUGGGUGAUCUCCAAAGUGCUGAUAACCAUGUGGCUUUGGCUGCAAUGCUCUUCUAUCAUGCCAAAUGUAGUCCUGUAUUUAUUUCUCCUAUCUUGCAUGCAUAGCCAGCUAGUUGGGAGUGAACAACGGGUGUUUGCUUAAUGGCUGUUGGGGGUCUGGUUUGUUUGCAGAGCCAACUUUAGAAUAUAUGCUUGAGAUGCCAAGCGUACCUAGGGGUGGGGUUGUAAAAGUGGGUUGCCCAGUCUGGGGGUGGGGGGAAAUGUCUGCUGUGAGUAGAGCUAAAAGUAGUUUGAAUCUCUGCCAACCCCCGCCCAAAGCGGCAGUUCUCCGUUUGUGUUUCACACUGACAGCUUUGGAAACUCUGGGGUUCUACUGUUAUUUUGGAACCAGCAUAACUGAUGUACUUGCUUACUAUGUGUAAAAAGAGAGAGAGAGAGUUAUUUUUUUAGAUGUGUUUACUUUGUAAAUAAAGCAUUUUUUUAAAAAAGUU